AUGCAUUGGAAUGAACAGACUCUCGAACGAUCAUUAUCUACCAAUUGGAGACCCAAGUUCUUAACGUCCUUACUCCUUAUCCUGACCUACACUACUGAUCAGGACUUGAAUAGAAUUCUCUUCCACUUCAUUCACGGUCCUUCUAAGCCCGUCAACGACAAGCCGUUGCCGACUCCCGAGGAGAGACAAGCUAUGGAUGAUGCUGCUGCUAUGAGAGGUGUGAAAGAGGAAGUGAAGGAGUAUGAGCAGAAGCAGAAGAAGGCUGGUAAGAAGUUGCAGGCAGCAGAACCUCGAUGGGGUUGGGCUGGUCCUAAACACCCUCGUGAUCCCAAGGCUGAUAAGAUUGAUCUACUGGGUUGA
Molecule: messenger RNA, 360 nt
Organism: Perkinsus marinus ATCC 50983
Lineage: Eukaryota; Perkinsozoa; Perkinsida; Perkinsidae
Exons: 2
Coding region: 1-360 (119 amino acids)
Source: RefSeq, a predicted model, not a curated record